This is a messenger RNA of Strigops habroptila (Kakapo), 3620 nucleotides long. RefSeq names its product suppressor of variegation 3-9 homolog 2 (gene SUV39H2). The record is from RefSeq and is a predicted model, not a curated record. The transcript is spliced from 6 exons. Gene Ontology annotation, molecular function: zinc ion binding; protein binding; histone H3K9 methyltransferase activity. Lineage: Eukaryota; Metazoa; Chordata; Aves; Psittaciformes; Psittacidae. Gene Ontology annotation, cellular component: nucleus. The coding region runs from base 729 to 1955 and encodes 408 amino acids.
CGUGCGCGGGGGGCGGCAGGGCCCGGAGCCACUCGCUCCCGCUUUCCCUCCCCUCCUUCCCCCGGUGGCCGGGCAGCGAGGUCUACCCUUCUCUCUGAGCGGUGGGGGCCCUGCUGCUGGGCUCCACUCGGGGCCGUUGCCGCCUCCCUCCUUCCCUUUCCCCGUCCCGCUCUCAGCCACCCGGCCGCGCCCUCGGGGGACUCUGCCCUGAGGGAAGGCGGGGGGCGCCUGAGGUAACUAUGGAGGGCGGGGGGACGGGAGAGGCGCCCGCCGCUCCCUGCGCCCGGAGGUGAGCGGCGGGGGGCGGGGGCGCUGAGGCGGGAAAGCCCCGCGGUGCCCCGGCCGCGCUGAGGGGGGGAAAGCACGGCCCUGCCGCUCCGCAGCUCCCGGGUCCCGCUCCGCGCUUCCCUCCCUUCUCCUUCCCCUUCCCGGCCGGCGGUGUUGGCCGGGAGCUGGCGCGCUCGCCGGGCGGAUACGCCGCGUCCCUUUAAAUCCGCCGAGCUGACCAGGCAGCCGGAUCCUUCUGGAAGAGCGCUGUGGAUCCCUUCUUUUCCUCGUCCGGUCACCAUGGUUGCGUCGCAAGUGCUCGAUUCCACUUGACUAACUGCAGAUAUUUGGCGGUAUUACUGAAGAACGUGGCCGUAGUUCAGUUACGGGAUGCUGUAAUGGCAGGAAAAUUGCUUGGUUCUUAGUGCAGCUUUCACCCACGGAAGUCUCUGCCCUCCAAAAUGUUUGUUGUUCUUUGUAAAUCUUGGUAUGUGCCAUGUCUAGCUUCACUUGAGACCCUCCAAGAAUUAUGUAGGAAGGAAAAUCUCAGAUGUAAAUCCAUUGGAAUCACCAACAGGAGUCUAAAGAAUUAUGAGGUGGAAUAUUUGUGUGACUACAAGGUAGAAGAGGGCACAGAAUACUAUCUUGUGAAAUGGAAAGGAUGGCCAGAAUCUUCAAAUACCUGGGAACCGCAGAAAAAUCUGAAAUGCCCAUUGCUUUUACAGAACUUUCUUAGUGACAAGAACGAAUACUUGUCUCGGGUGAGAGAAGGCAAAGCACUGAAAGUGAGAAACCAUGUUAAAGCUUUGAAUCCUGUGGUUGCAGAUUACAUUGUAAAGAAGGCUAAGCAAAGAAUAGCUCUGCAGAGAUGGAAAGAAGAACUCAACAGGAAAAAGAAUCAUAAAGCAAUGAUCCUGGUAGAAAACACUGUGGAUCUCGAAGGCCCUCCUUUAGACUUCUACUACAUUAAUGAGUAUAAACCUGCUCCGGGAAUAAAUGUGAUAAAUGGAAUAACGACUGGCUGUGAAUGCACUGACUGCCCUGCUGAGAAGUGCUGUCCAAAAGAGGCUGGAUUUAUUUUGGCUUACAAUAAACAAAAGAAGUUGAAAAUCCAGCCUGGCUUGCCCAUCUAUGAAUGCAAUUCCUUUUGUAGGUGUGGGCCUGACUGCCCUAAUAGGAUAGUACAGAAAGGUACACCCUAUUCUCUUUGCAUCUUCAGAACUAACAAUGGCCGUGGUUGGGGAGUCAAAACCCUCCAGAAAAUUAAAACCAACAGUUUUGUGAUGGAGUAUGUUGGAGAGGUGAUUACAAGUGAGGAAGCAGAGAGACGAGGCCAGCUCUAUGACAACCAGGGAAAUACAUACUUGUUUGAUUUGGACUAUGACUCAGAUGAAUUUACAGUAGAUGCAGCUCGCUAUGGAAAUGUGUCCCACUUUGUGAAUCACAGCUGUGACCCAAACCUUCAAGUCUUCAACGUGUUUAUCGAUAACCUCGACUUGCGUCUUCCUCGGAUAGCACUGUUUUCUACACGAACCAUCAAGGCUGGAGAAGAGUUAACCUUUGACUACCAGAUGAAAGGUUCAAUAGAUCUGACUUCAGAGUCCGCCGAUGGUCUUAGCCCAUCCAGAAAGAGGAUCAGAACUGUCUGUAAAUGCGGAGCUGUGUGUUGCAGAGGGUAUCUCAACUGAGUUCGGGUAUCCAGAGCCACAAAUACUUUGUUCUCUUUACAACGUGUUCUAAGAAGACUCUUCUUUCACACACAUAUAUUCAAGUAUUCUUACAUCCCGUGUAAAUAAGUACAGUGAAGACAAGGCAUUAUGUUUGUAAGUGAAAUGGCAUUGGCCAAAAAGAGAUGCAGUGUUUCAGGCGAAUAGAAAACUGAUAAUGGGGAUUAAAAUUUGGCUUUUCUAGAACUGUUCUUUUUAGGAAGCAGGAACAUGUACACUGAGAAACCUCUUUAAAAUGUACCUUGAUUGGAAUACCGGAGUGUGAGCUCACAGCCGUAGGCCGAUGGGGAGCUGAUGUCAGCAGGAUGAAGUGACGUUACCUUGAGAAGUCUGGAGGUGUUUGAUUUGAAUCCUAACUAACUCAUAGCUGACAGUUCUUUUGCUGCUUUUGUUGUACAAAGAAAAGCUUCAUGAGAUCAGCAAUAACAUUUAUGGCACUGAGGUGGAGGAUUAAGGGCAGCAGCCAUCAGACUUGUGUCUAAGUGAAGCUUCACAGGAGCACAACCUGUAAAACGCCAUUGAACUCAGUGCAAGUCAGGCAAUUGGUUUGAGCAGAUUCCAGAUGUAAGAUGAAGGUCUUGAAUGUUUUUAGGUGACAUUCUGUUAUUUAGAAGUUUUACAUGUAAGAGUUUCUUCAAUUGUUAUGUUCUGAUGUUUAGGUAGGAUGCUAGAGGAGCUCUGCAGCUCUACAGGGACUUUGUGAGCACUGGACUAUGGGUAGUAACACAAAAGCUGUCUGUUUGCAGUCCUUGCUGAAACAAAUCACUGGCUGCAGUUUGGCAAUAGAUAACAGAACAGGGAGAGCAGCCCAUUGUCUAACAAGGCUGAUGUGCUCAGUUAUCCCUUAGGUGCACAAAUACCCUGGGAGUUGAUUCGUACCUGCAACUGGUUUUGAUUAAGUUUUUACAUACUGUGACUUUUUUUAUCUAGUGACAGACUUCUAAGAUACUAGGCCUGUUUUUUCUUGUUGCAAAAAUGUUAACUUCAGUGAAGUUAGACUAGGGGUGAGUUUACCCAUUUGCUGUAGACAUUUGUAAGAUGUUCUUGAAUGUAAAAGGCUGAGAAAUGUACUGUUCUUCGGCUGUAUGAGUUGUAUGAGUUUUUUUUUUCCUGAUCAUCUUCAAAGUUGUCUCGAUCUGUUCGUAACGUAUGCAAAGUUUUGCUUGGCUUCAUGAACACAAAGAGCAGUUGAGGUAGGUUAUGAGGGGAGUUAAAGCCAGGGAUGAUCCAAGUGCUUUAUUCUCAUGGAUUAAAAGCUUGUCAAACUUGCACAUUGCUUACAAAUCAUGUUGAUAGGGUCAGGCAGAAUAACGUUGCUCCAUCCAUGGAUGCUAUGUAUCAUAGGUCAGCUCAUCACCUUUAUAAGGUGCACGGCUGUUGGCUCAGGUGAAUGAAGUCAAGUACCCAGCAUAGAACUGUUUACUUCAUUUGUUAGCAAAUGCCUUAAAUUUCACGUUAGUUACUAGCACUCCAAAACAAAAAGCAUGUUGGUUGUUCACUAAGAAGCACAGUUGAUCUGGUUCUUUGGCGGACAGUGGAAUUUUACACACUACUGGCCAAAAUCAGCUCUGGUUGGGGUGAAGAGCGUGGGCCACUGAAGUGCUGUGUCAGUUUUGUAGUCUACAA